AAAAAUAAUGCAGUAAGCCGUGUUUAUUUUAGAUCGUCAUUUCCGGGAAGAUAUCAGACGUAAACAUGAAAUGGCAAUGGCAGUGAUGGCUGGUUCUGGUGUUGAAGCAAAGUUAGACCCGAUCGAUCGAUUCGAGUGUCCUGUUUGUAAAGAGGUGUACAAAAACCCUUAUCACAUAUCAUGCGGCUAUAACCAUACGUAUUGCAAGGAGUGUAUUCUCCCAUACCAGUCCCGGGAUAAUGCCCAGUGUCCAAUAUGUGUGAGAUCAUUUGAUCCCCACGACAUAACGAGAGCUGUGGACCUAGAGCAUGAGAUGAGACAGACUCAACUUCCGUGUCAGUGGUGCGGACAGCCCUAUAAAGUUUAUCGUCUGAGGUCACAUAUAGCAAAUUGUAAACACAGAGAUGUUUCACUACCGAAGUUUAAACCAGUUGCUGAGACAUCUCAGAUGUAUCCAAUUGAUUUGCCUAACCGGUCCACAUUUAUCUGUCCUAUUUGCCAUUUUGAAAACCUAGACUGUUCUGAUUUAAUCAAACACUGCAAUGAGAAACACAGACAUGAGUCGGGCAGCUUUGUGUGCCCGGUCUGUGCCUCCAUGCCCUGGGGCGACCCCAACUACCGCAGCUCUGACAUAGUGCAUCACCUGAACAUAAGACACAGAUUUGAGUAUGAUACAUAUGUGGAUUUCAACCAGGAUGAAGAUGAAAUGUUAAAGCAAGCCCUCCAGGCUUCAAUAGAGCAAGCUUAAUAGAAACCUGAAUGGAAGCCUGAAGUGAUGCUAGUGUUUUUGGAUGCAGCACAGUCACAGAGAGAGAGAGAGAGAGAGAGAGAGAGAGAGAGCGAGAGAAAGAGAGAGAGAGAGAGAGAUGAAUUAGACACUAUGCAGUUGAUUUAGGGUGUUAGGUUUAUCAGACUGAGCCCAAAGAGCCAUUUUAGUGUGAGGUAUUUGUAGUAUUUGUGGUGAUUGAUACAUACCAUGUAUCUCCACCAAUUACUGCUGUUUUCCAUUAUUGUAAAGCUUAUAUAUUUAUCAAAACUAUGGUUUUCUUGAGUUAUUAUUCUCUUUAUAAUUAUUGAAUAAAUCAUUUGUUGCAAGUUG
Magallana angulata is the source of this 1099-nucleotide messenger RNA. Its product is annotated as E3 ubiquitin-protein ligase RNF166-like. The coding region runs from base 71 to 748 and encodes 225 amino acids. NCBI's taxonomy places the organism in Eukaryota, Metazoa, Mollusca, Bivalvia, Ostreida, Ostreidae. Gene Ontology annotation, molecular function: ubiquitin protein ligase activity. The transcript has 6 exons. The record is from RefSeq and is a predicted model, not a curated record. Gene Ontology annotation, biological process: ubiquitin-dependent protein catabolic process; protein polyubiquitination.